GCUUCCCCUAUAUAAGGCGGGCUCUUCCACAGUUGGGCAUCAGUCUGGCUUCACUCCUACACCUGUCAACAUGGUCCUAAAGGUUUUCAUCCUAGCUGCCCUCCUGGCCAUCGCUUCAGCAGAAAAACGGCCUACUUACGGCCCUCCACCUCCCACCUAUAACCCUCCAGUUCCUUCCUACAAUGCUCCUGAGCCAGUGGGUCCUGCCCAGUACAACUUCAACUGGGCCGUGAAGGACGACUACUCCGGCAACGACUUCGGCCACGACGAAACUCGUAAUGGCUACGACACUCAGGGAUCCUAUUACGUCCAGCUUCCCGACGGUCGCCUGCAGAGGGUUUCCUACACUGUGAACGGUGACUCCGGCUUCUUGGCUCAGGUUGAGUACCAGGGAGAAGCCCAGUACCCAGCCCAGCAGCCCAGCUACAAGCCCGCACCCACCUACCAGCCAGCACCCACCUACUCUUAAUGUGAUUCCAGACUAUGAUUCGAAUAUAAUGUUGUCAAACAGCAUUUCAUAAAUAUAUUUUAUACUGCAAUAAAUAAUAAUACAAUCAACA
This is a messenger RNA of Procambarus clarkii (red swamp crayfish), 560 nucleotides long. Its product is annotated as cuticle protein 7-like. NCBI's taxonomy places the organism in Eukaryota, Metazoa, Arthropoda, Malacostraca, Decapoda, Cambaridae. The record is from RefSeq and is a predicted model, not a curated record. Gene Ontology annotation, cellular component: extracellular matrix.